This is a messenger RNA of Baudoinia panamericana UAMH 10762, 803 nucleotides long. RefSeq lists its product as uncharacterized. The transcript has a single exon. Lineage: Eukaryota; Fungi; Ascomycota; Dothideomycetes; Mycosphaerellales; Teratosphaeriaceae. The coding region runs from base 376 to 714 and encodes 112 amino acids. The record is from RefSeq and is a predicted model, not a curated record.
CAUGCAAGAAGCGCUCAAAAUCCUUGGUUAUCCCACCCCUUACCACUACAGCAGCAUUCUUAGUAACGUUUACGACACCAAUAUGUGGCAGGAAGCCUUGCGCUCCACGUAUAAAGGUAUCGGCAAACCUCUCACUUGACGUAAGUGGGAUCAAUUACUGGGCCACUGCGGCGCGAUCACCGAUGCACCUGCAGUUUGCUUCUGGCGCGAAUUGCUGAAUGCGUGCCCGGAGGCAAAGGCGGUACUCGUCGAGCGAGAUGAAGGGCAAUGGUAUGCCUUCUGCUGCGUUCUCCUCGAAGGUGUCUUUGACCCGUUCGGCCACUACGUCUUGCGCUUAACGGACCCUUCCGGUUCGGUCGCAUAGUCACUACGGGCAUGCUCUGGAUGGAUGGCUUCUUUGGCUCUACGAAGCUGGCACAAGCGAGAUCGAACGCACGGAAAGCAUACCGAAAAUACUAUGCCGACAUUCGGGGGACAGUGACGAAGCAGAGGUUGCUCGAAUUCGAGCUUAGCGAUGGCUGGGAACCGCUUUGUAAGUUCCUGGAAGAAGAUGUGCAGAAUGUGCGGUCUCCAAAACCAAAUGAGGCGAAGACGAUCCAGAUAGCCUUCGGGCGCUUGGCAGGAAAGGCAAUUAGGCAUUCGCUAGUCAACAUUGCAGUCCUUGUUGCUGUUAGCGCUACGGUAGUAGGCGCGGCUUGGAGCAUGCUCUUGUGAUGCCGCGCAUCAUCACCAGCUACCGGGCUAUUAGAGCUGUCGAUUGAUGGUCACGUGUCUUCCAUGUCAAGCCGUGAGCUGAUAUAGUG